Molecule: messenger RNA, 1302 nt
Organism: Ctenocephalides felis (cat flea)
Lineage: Eukaryota; Metazoa; Arthropoda; Insecta; Siphonaptera; Pulicidae
Product: dual specificity mitogen-activated protein kinase kinase 6-like
Exons: 7
Coding region: 93-1094 (333 amino acids)
Biological process (GO): protein phosphorylation; stress-activated MAPK cascade
Molecular function (GO): MAP kinase kinase activity; ATP binding
Source: RefSeq, a predicted model, not a curated record
GGUUAAUUCUCUAUAAUUAUUUAUAGUGUUAAUAUGUUUACAAAAGCAAAAUAUUUCUUGUGAUUUUAUAUAUUUUAUUUCAAUAAUCCCAAAUGGCCUCUCGAAAAAACCGUCCUAACCUUAAACUACAAGUGACUGAUGAAGUCCCUAAACCUGUAACGCCACCGAGAAAUUUGGAUAAGAGCACGACAAUUACAAUUGAUGACAGAAAUUUCUCUGUGGCCGCAGAUGAUUUGGAAAAAAUAUGUGAUUUGGGAAGAGGGGCAUAUGGAAUUGUUGAAAAGAUGUGCCAUAAGCCCUCCGGCACAGUAAUGGCAGUUAAAAGAAUAACUGCCACUGUAAAUAGUCAGGAACAGAAAAGGCUACUUAUGGAUCUCGAUAUAUCUAUGAGAUCAAGUGACUGUCCUUAUACAGUGCAUUUUUACGGUGCCUUAUUCAGGGAAGGCGAUGUUUGGAUUUGCAUGGAGGUCAUGGACAAAUCGUUGGACCAGUUUUAUAUGCUGGCAUAUCAAAAUGGUCGAAGUAUACCUGAAGAUAUUUUGGGCAAAAUUUGUUUUAGUGUAGUGAGUGCUUUAAACUAUCUGCAUUCUAAUUUACGAGUUAUUCACAGGGAUGUAAAGCCAUCAAACAUACUUAUAAAUCGUAAAGGAGAUGUAAAAAUUUGUGAUUUUGGAAUUAGUGGAUAUUUGGUUGAUUCAAUAGCAAAAACUGUUGAUGCUGGGUGUAAACCAUACAUGGCACCUGAAAGAAUUGAUCCCAAUGGAGAUCCAUCACAUUAUGAUAUAAGAUCUGAUGUCUGGUCACUUGGUAUUUCUUUAUUGGAAUUGGCAACUGGUAGAUUUCCUUACAAUACAUGGGGAACACCUUUUGAACAACUAAAACAGGUUGUGAAAGAUGAUCCUCCUCGUUUACCAGCCGGUGUAUAUAGUGAACAAUUUGAAAACUUGAUAGAACAAUGUUUACAAAAACAAUUUGAACGUAGACCCAAUUAUCAACAGUUAUUGCAGCAUGAAUUUUGUGUGACCCAUCGAGAUAAACCAACAGAUGUUGCAUCAUUUGUGAAAGAUAUACUAACGUUUGAUACAGUACAAUAAAUUUGUUCUUACUAAUAUUUAGUAUUAAACUAAUAAAUUAUAAUAAUGUAGUUAACAUAACUUGCUGCUGUUAGAUUUUUUGUAAGUUAUAAUCCUGAAACUUGCAAGAUUUGUUUUCAAAUGUUAAAAUUUAUAUAUAAAAUCAUAUUUAACAUCAUUUACAUCAUAUAACAUGUAUAUUUUGUUUAAAUAAAACCUCAAUUUCUCG